Molecule: messenger RNA, 2337 nt
Organism: Aphanomyces astaci
Lineage: Eukaryota; Oomycota; Saprolegniomycetes; Saprolegniales; Verrucalvaceae
Exons: 6
Coding region: 1-2337 (778 amino acids)
Source: RefSeq, a predicted model, not a curated record
AUGGCCACGCAAACUCCUCCGGAGCAGGAUGCGGACCACGACCGCAUCCUUUUCCCGAGGGAGUGGGUUUCGCCCGAACAGGAAGUGCAGGAAGCUGGCAUCAUCCGAAUAGAAGACCUUUUUGGCAGAGCGCCCACCACAAUUGACGCCCUCUACUCCCUUGGGACCACAUGGAUCACAUCCCUACAAGCCGAACAACCGACCCCCGGCAACCCCGGGGCAGCAUCUGGAGAGCUCUGUCAGCCAGAUUUUGGCGAGGAGGACACGGUCUCAUCAGACAUGACUGUUACUGAGACAGCCCUGGCACCACCAGCACCUGAUAUGGAGUCCCCCCCAGCGGACGAUGAUCUCAUGGGCACCGGUGAAUCGGAAAGCGAGCCAGCGCCUCCAGAAUCUUCGGGGGAAUAUGAGGACAUCGACAUGGGCACAUCAGCCACCCUUCCCUUGGCCUCCGACUGUCCAUCGACGAGGGCGCUGGGACUACCUCCUGGUCGUACGGCUUGCGACAACGACACACAUCUAGAAGCUGACGCCGUAUCACCAGCGCCGGUGGCAAACGAAGAGGGAGUCGUAGCCGCGCGAGGCCAAUGUUGCAUCUUGGCUUUGUACUGCGCCAAAAUGCAUCACGAAUGGUCCACACGGUCCUCGCUCGACCCCCAGGUAGUGUCUGGCAUCACAGACCUCAAACACAGCAUCAGGGACGUCAUGCAGACAAACCCAGCUUUCCUCGGCCAAUACAACCCCCGUUGGAUGCAACGUCUUACCGACACCUCCAAAGCCUCACAAGAAACGGUGGAAGCCUUCAUCGACAAGUUCUUCAGCAGGCUUCUUGCGGCACACCCAGCGCAGGGCGUCGAUAAACUGGAUUGGUGCGGGUACCCGGAGAUCGCUGCGGCUUCAGCGGUCUGGCAACAGCCAGUAUAUGUUCUUCAGGAACAGGAGACGGAGCAUACAUGGUGGCUUUGGAGGGUCGGGUUCAUGCCCGGCCAAGAAGAUAUCGAGAAGACACCAAUUCCGGUGGGCAACUGGACGACCAUUUUCAUAACGCUUACCAGCUCCGACGUUUUGCUCGUUCACAAACGCGGAACACACUUUGACUCAAUACAUCUCACCCCCCCCCCACGAACAUCGGCGGCACUGACCCCGGGUCGGCGAAUCAAAGCCCCUCCCAAACUUCCCGUCCGAUAUACAAGACGCCUCACUAAGUGGCUGAAAGACAACACGGACAGCGUGCCUGCCGGACUGUUGACCACUCCGAUCAACGAAGCGGCCCAGUUGGAGCCGCUCUUGGAGCAGUUUCCCCUCACGGCUAGAUCCAUGAUUUGGGAAGUCGGAACCCCGGAGGUCCUACUCAGCAGGUGCUCCCCCCCGAUCUUGGUCACCUGGGGUAAACAGUUGCUAGCGGCAAUGGCCCGGGUCACCCUAACCCAGAUCGCCUCCCUCCACAAGAAACCUGAACUCACCGGGCUUCUCGAUACCUGGAAGGAGGAUAUCGUGCGGGCCGCCUCAGUGGACGCAGCAGUACAGUUGGCAACUAACCAACCCAGAUGGGGCGAGCUGCUCGCCCGGGCCGAAACUCCUCCAUCUGAAGGCGAAAUCCCUGACCUCCCCUCCCUGCGUGGGGUACUCCAACUAGUCGAGACGGGCAACUUACUGAAUAUCUGGGACCACCUCCCACUCGGAGGAUGGAAACAAUUAUCACCGUGGGUGGCGCAACAUGCCGUGAGGCCGCCGGUGACCCCCACCAGGCAGUUCUCUCCCUCUGUACCUACCCCAUCCUCCGCACUGCUUCCUGCUACACACACCGCUCAAUCUCCUCGAGGCCUUCCUUCAUCACCUUUCCGCCUCCUCACCCAAAAUGUGGCCGGUUUCCGCCACGACACCGUGGCGGCAUGGAUGGCAAGUUGGAAGCGCAAGCCACUCUCUGGCACGGCGCUGGGCACGUUUAUGGAGCCUCAAAGGAGGCGGCUCCCCUGGUCCUUCUGGUCUGUGACGCCCGAUCGCUCUCAAGAGGUGGCCAUCCUUCUGAACCCCUUUUCGGAUCAACAUUUCACUCUGGACACGGCACACGCGAUCCCAGGGAGAUAUCUGCAGAUAUCCUCGGUUACCUUUACGCUUGCCUCGAUCUACGCACCAAGUGGGUCCACGGGGGAACGCCGAGAAUUCUUUUCGACUCUAACUGGCAUACCUCCCACACCCACCCGGAUGAUUGUGGGCGGCGACUUCAACUGCGACUCUGCCCCUCAGUGGGACGUAACUCCACCACACCCCGCCGACGGCAAGCAUCGGAGUGUGCGGCCAUGGAGACCUGGGUCACUGUUGUGGAGGGCGACUUAA